Dalotia coriaria is the source of this 4117-nucleotide messenger RNA. It is a transcript of the gene Rif1, whose product is annotated as Rap1 interacting factor 1. Gene Ontology annotation, cellular component: nucleus. NCBI's taxonomy places the organism in Eukaryota, Metazoa, Arthropoda, Insecta, Coleoptera, Staphylinidae. Gene Ontology annotation, biological process: telomere maintenance. The transcript has 6 exons. The record is from RefSeq and is a predicted model, not a curated record. The coding region runs from base 349 to 3972 and encodes 1207 amino acids.
UUUUCGCUGUCAAAGCGAAACCAUCUGCACUCGACGAAAGUGUAACGAAUGCAACAAAGUUACACUGUUUUAAGAAGUGCUUUCCGCAGCAAAUCGCGUUAAUUGCACUCACAUCACUAAAAACCUUUAAAAAAUCAAUCAGAAGAGUGUUAAAAAGACUUAAUCUCAGCGUUUGCACCUAACGUGUUUUGUUUGGCACACUGACGCCACACACACAAACAAACCAACGCUUACUUCAGGCAAUCAUGCAACAACAAUCCUAGGACGCGACAAAGUGAAUCAAUCUUGUAACAUUGUCAACAUUUAUCAAAUAGUUUAUCCCUGUGGAAACCCGGAAUCGAUUCCAUCAUGGGUAGAAAAGCGAAAGUGGAAGCAGAUACACGUCUAACACUGUCAACAACAAGCGAUUUCUUCUCAGUGACACCUCCAGAGAGGCAUAAACGAUUGACAGAGUUCUUGAAAACACUGCAGAGUUUCAAAGUUGAUGAGAAUCGUGAAUCCUAUCAGAAAAUCAAGGAUGUUUGGGCGGAUUUUCAUAUGAGGUUGUGUGAGCAUGAGCCCUGGGGAGAGUAUCUAUUCUGUUUUAUGGAUUCUGUGCUGAAAUGUAAUGAGGCUUUCUCGAGAUACAAUUUGUGUGUGUACAAGACUAUCAUGGAGCAAAAUUCGUCGGGGAAUGAUGUAUUUGUUGCUUUGGAGAGUGAAAUUGCACAGACUGAGUUGAUAAGAGCUUUAAAGGAAAACUGCCAGAAUGUCCCGUCGAAGGUGACUUACAAAUAUAUGCACGUGCGUGUGAUACCCGCCAUUUUCUCGCCGGUUACCACAGAUGAGGAACGCCAGGAGUUGUGUUCGCUUGCUGUGGCACUGCCGAUGGGAUUCGCGGUGCAAUUUAUGCAUAAGGAUACACAACACAAGUACAAACAGGAAGUGAUUCAAAAGUAUAUACCUUUUAUCUACGAGCGUGCAAACGCCACCUUCCGGCGAGAUUGGAUGCUAAUGUGCCAGACGCUCAUACAUUACUCCGGCAAAAUGCUGCAUAGCGACACACUUCUACAAAACUCCAUCUUGAAAGUGUGCGAGGACGCGUUCAAAAACGCAUCGGUUGAGAAUCGAUGCGCGGCGUUCGAUUGCUGGCGCGCGCUUAUCGAUAACUACUCAUUGGAGCGCAAAUAUAUCAUGCAUCCGAAACAGACAGCGCUGCUUUUAAAACCGCUGCUUGCGAGAAUCUCAAGCAAUCGUAUUGUGGCCGCGAAGAAAUUUGAUACGCAUGUGCAUUUGCUGAUGACGAUUGGGUUUGAAAAGGAUUUACUUGCGAAUUUUUUGUUGGAAGCAUUCGGGCCGAUUGAUGAAGAGCUGCCGGAGGUGCCACGCGGUGAUGUUAUACACUGCGUGCGGGAUUUGACUGUUUCAUAUCCGAGGAGUACGGAGAUUUUACUCAAAGUAUUGCGGCAUGAGAAGGAAACGUGUGGAUGCGCGAAUAAAACGCUGCCGAUUGCGGAUUCUUGCGGGCAGAUCAAAACUGAGGUUGCAAAAUGGGAGCUGUUGGUGCAUUCCGUGCGCAUGUGCUCACAAUUGAAUUAUGUGAGUCUUGCAAAAGCACGGAGUGAUAUCAUUGAACAGAUUACUAAAUGUUUGUGGUCUUCAAUGUUUAAAUAUUUCCGGCAUGAGAAAUUUAAUGAUAACCGCGUACAAGUUAUGAAAUUAAUCCAGUCGGCGAUAACAAAAGUGUUGAAUUCCUCGAUGAUGAACAUAACCUAUUACAACAUAUUCUUCAAACACAUUUUGACAUGUCUCGUAGAUUUUCUGGCAGAUGAAGCAUUCGAUGCUGAUAUUUACAAGGAACUUGUGUUGCCUACCAUCAAGGAGUUGAUGACGUAUCAAACCAAAUUCAACGAUAAAUUACCCGCGACUAUUUAUGACGACUGCGUGAAGGAUAUUUUUAUGUAUUGCAAACAGGAUCCGCAGUUUUUGGACACCAUCAUUUCGUCCUUGAAUUAUCCUUUGCUGCAAUGUCAACUUGCUGGCAAUGCUUAUGCUUUCGCACUGCAUGAAUACACAAAAAUCAUGGAUAAGUCCCCGAAUAAAUAUCAGGACGAGACGCUGACGAAUUUAUUCACACGUGUGGUGUCUAUCAAUUGCAACGAGAAAAUAUUAGCGACUGAUUUCAAGGAGGAUAGUCAAUUAUUGGAAAGUAAAUCAAUUGUGUUGAUGAAAGUAUUAACACAGUUGAUGAAAGACAGCGCCAUGUGUUUUGGGUUGCUGAAAACCAGCGCGGCCAUGUUGAGCAACAUUGUCACACUGAAGAAUAUUUCAGAUCAUGUUUUCUACGUGUUUCUAUUGAAUGUGAUCACAAAUUCACUUUCGAUGAUUGCGGAGGACCCAACUGAUCAUACUACACAUUUGAUUGAAUGCACAAAUGUUUUCAUUACAGCUCUACAACAAAUUAUAUCCGCACGAGAGCAUCACAACAAGUUGAAAAUUGAUAGUAUGCAACUCAUUGGGAUUUGCACGCAUCUAUUGAAGCUGAAAAUGUAUCACGUGAUGGAAUUCCUUCCGGAUCUCUUGCGUUACAUUGACAAGCAGAGACUACCGCGUGAUUUGUACAAUAUUUUCCUGAAUAUGACAGAUGCACAGGAUACGGAUGUCUCGCAAAAGGCUGUUAGUGUUUUCGAAGAGAUUUGCGCGUCUGGGGUGAAGUUUGUUAGCCCGUUGAAAGGCAAAACUUCACCAGUCAUGAAGAGUGAUAAUACUAAUGGGAUUGUAAGUCCAAAGGUGGUGGUUCUACCGCAAACUAUUCUUCCUGCUAUGUCGAAUAAUGCGAAUUCUGUGCGUUUGUUUGGAAAGUACUUUGAUUCACCGUCACCGAAGCGCUGUAGAGGUAGUAUUCUACAACGCACGAAAAACAUGGUGGCGGAGGCAAGGAAUUUAUCUUUAGCGUUGGAUAGUAGUCCCACUUCGACGAAGUCAAAUGCAAACGUGCGCGCGAUUGAAGAUAUAAGUUCAAAUGCAUUUGUACCGGUUGAUAAAGAAGUAGUGUUUGAUAAAGAAAAAAUGACUGAACAACAACGGGAAAAGACUACGAAAAGAAGAGAUGAUAUUCCUGCUUUGUAUCAGGAUCUCUCACAAUCACAAUCUCAAUCUAAUUCUACACCAGUGAAUAAUGAUCUAGUUGAAAUGCGUGUUACACGUUCAAGUGAUACCGGGUUGAAUUUAAAUGGUCUUCAAGAAGUAACUGAAGAAAAUGGUGUAACAAAAGUUGUUAUUCCAUCGAAACCUGGUGCGAAACGUGGUAGAAAACCCAAAAGGACAAAAUCCGCUAGUCCUGCAAAAGCAAGACCAUCAACUUUUGUCCCUAUAGAGGAAUACGCUCAUGAUGGACCACUCCCCACCCCUGAAGUCAAAAAUGAAAUGAAUGAUUUGGUUCCAAGUGAAAAUAACAGCGAUGACAUAGCAAGACAGAAAAUCGAAAAGUCUCUGAAGAUGAAUAUUGUCGGCAGUGAGGAGUUCUUCAAUCUGCCAAAGUCACGCACGCGCAAAUCACGCUGUUUUGAUCUCGGCACUGUGACUUAUCAAGACUUUCCAGUGUUGAAAAAACGCCGUCGCAGGAGUAAGAUUGAAAUGAACCAGAAAUCACCGGAGAAUUUAAAUUUAAUCAAAACAGACGCGUCUCCUGAGGUAAAUACUCAUGAAAACAAAAUGGAGACAACACCUAAUAAAGAUAAUAACAUCCCAGAAACACCUACGAUUGAUAAUGUAAUACCAGAGACUGAAAAACAAGAUGAUACUGAAGUGAAUCAAGAUGAAUCAACGCCAAAGAUGGAUGCAACGCCGGAAAGUCAGGUUAUGGCUACGGUUACACAGGCUUUGGGUAAAGAUUGUGAAAGUGUUACGGUGAAUCUCUAUCGCCUGCCGCAUUAUUCGCCAACGAAAAAGAGUUGGAGGAUGCAAAGAUGCUCAACAAAAAAGUCGUGCUGAAUUUCAACUCGUCGAUUGUAUCGAAAAUUGAUUUCUCUGUUUUGGAUAACAACGAAGAUAGGCAAAAGAAUGAUGAGACUUUGACGUUGGAGGUGGCGCCACAGGUGCCGCAAGAUGCAAUCUCCGACAUGGAAACUGAAUCUUU